Molecule: messenger RNA, 2297 nt
Organism: Miniopterus natalensis
Lineage: Eukaryota; Metazoa; Chordata; Mammalia; Chiroptera; Miniopteridae
Source: RefSeq, a predicted model, not a curated record
AAUGCGAUCACCACAGUAAGUCUAGUAACCAUCUGUCACCAUGUAGAGUUCUAGUAAUAAAAUAAAGGAGCGGGAUUAGAUAAUACCCUUCCUCGGUGGCUGAGCCAGCUGAGCAGGCCUUUCUGUGCCUUGGACCUAGGAGCUUAACAUAUGCACACAGAGUGGUGGAAGCAGCCUUUCAGGGCACCCAUGAGAUUUGGUGGGCUAGCCUGUCAGUUAAGAAGCUCAAGGGCUUUAGACAUGAACUCAAAGGGAUUUCAUUUCUGACACAUAUGCCAUCAGGCUCAGCAAGGACCAUCCUGAGAAAGUAACCAGGAUGCUGGAGGAGAUGUCCUCUAACUGCACACCUUCCAGCAGCCGGGGUGCCCCCUCCUAGAGCCCACACCCUUCCUCUCCACAAUCCAGGUGGCCUUGUUCAGCUCCUUCAACCGUCCCCCUGACCCAUGGCUGCCUGGGCAGAGCAGGUCUACCAUGUUCCUCAGGUUGCACAACAGGGAAAUGACCUGUGCAUGAAGACAACCAUUGCCAUCCAGUAAAGUGUUCCUUUGUACCUUUUCGGAGAAAUGACUGGCAGGGAAUUUCCCCAGGUGCCAAGUCUGACUUUUCUUCCCUCCCAAUGACCCCAACAGGGAGCGCUCAGUAUAAAUAAUUAGCAGCCAGCUGUCCCCAGCAGGCAGGGACCAGCAGCUCUCCUCCACUGGAAACCAGGCGAGAGACCACUCCAGGGAGUGAUUGCUCUAAAAAACUUACUCUCUUUUCUCUUUCCAGCAAGACUGUACAUUCAUUUUAAAAUAAUUAUUCUAUUUGUAUCUGUGCUGUGUGAGGUCUGUGCUGGCGGAGUAGCACAGGGUAAGUGCUUUUUGAUUAAUUACAGGCUGCUCAGGAGGGUCGGUUUGGUCCUAACUGCCCUCUUCCUGCAUAAUGCCACCUUGGUGACCUCCUAGACAGUCUUGGGUUCAGGGGUGAUGUGUUCAGAAAUGAGGGCCUUGGCUCUGAGUGAAGUCCUACUACAGUGCUUCCUAGAUGGACAGCAGCAUCUCAUGAGAACAAAAGGAAAUGCACAGCCAGGCUGUCUCUGAGACAUAUGAACCCCAAAAGGAGGUGUGCCAGCCUUGCCCGUGUCUCCCUGACCCUCCCCUUUCAUUUCAGCACCAUGAAGCUUGUCACAGGCCUCGUGUUCUGCUCCUUGGUCCUGGGAGUCAGCAGCCAGGACUGGCUUUCGUUCAUGCGCCAGGCUUAUGACGGGGCCAGAGACAUGUGGAGAGCCUACUCUGACAUGAGAGAAGCCAACUACAAAAACUCAGACAAAUACUUCCAUGCCCGGGGCAACUAUGAUGCUGCACAAAGGGGACCUGGGGGCGUCUGGGCUGCUGAAGUGAUCAGGUAACAGGCUCCUGGGGAUGCAGGCUGGUCCAGCAGAGCUUGGCUGCCUGGGGACCGGGAGGAUGUGGGCCCUAGAGAAGGACCCUGUAGGCUGUGGCUCCUCAUGUCCUUCCCGUGUGCCUUCUCCAUCCCUGCCCAGCACAGGGCCUGGGCUGCCAACAGAGCCAGAGAAUGGCUUGAUGGCCUGUCCCCAGAAAGAGAACCUGAGCGUCAAGGGUUGAUUCUCACCCUCCCCUCUGGGUGCUGUUCUCCCAGUGGCAGGGGGUCACCCAGGGCUGAGUGGGCUGUGCCCAGGUGGGCUCAGUGUUUAGCCUCUUUCCAGUCUCCUUUCAGAGCCAUUAAUGCCUUGGAAAUGGGAGAGUUGGGAGGGUGGGGCUGUUUCUUAUUAGCCCCUGAUUCACCUCCAACCUGCUCCCCUCAUUCCAGCGAUGCCAGAGAGGGUGCUCAGAGAUUCACUGACCUUUUUAAGUAUGGAGACAGUGGCCAUGGCUUGGAGGACUCGAUGGCUGACCAGGAGGCCAACAGAUGGGGACGGAGUGGCAACGACCCCAAUCGCUAUAGACCUGCUGGCCUGCCCAGCAAGUACUGAGCUGCUUCACUCUGCUCUCAGCAGACUGGCUGUGACCCCCAUGAGAUCAAGGACACCGAGUCAUUGAGUUCCAUAUCCCCUGAGAAAGAGCACAUAAUGGAUGUGUAAUAAAUGCUCAAGAGUUUGAAUGUUGAAAACUUUGUGUUAUUUUUUGGUAUUAGGGCUACUUAUUUGGUGUCAAGGGGUGAUGGAUGGGUACCUACCUAAAAGCGGACCCUGUGCCUGUGUGUUUAGGUGUAGAGGACAAUCUCAGAGUCACACAGGGCAACAGCCUGCUAGACACCCUUUCCCGAGUCAGAUCUGCUCCUCUCUAGGUUUGUUGGUU